CGCGGCUACCCUGGCUAACUUCUUGUAAAAGCCACGUCUCCGACAGGCAGUGUCUUUUGGGGAUAGAAUACGGUUCGAAUUUGAUUUUGAAAGAAGCACCGUGAUACACGAUGCUACCAAAGUUCCUUAGCUUUCUUUUCUUGGUCUUCGUCACCGUCCUAGCCGAGGAAAAAGACGUGUUGGAGCUUACGGACGAAACUUUCAGCCAUGAAUUAGAGCGGCUCGAGAACACGCUUGUUAUGUUUUACGCACCAUGGUGCGGACAUUGCAAACGAUUAAAGCCAGAAUAUGCAAAAGCUGCUGAACUGCUCUUGGGCAAUGAUCCCCAAAUUACUCUUGCCAAAGUAGACUGUACAGAAAGUGGAAAGGACACUUGCAACAAAUAUUCUGUCAGUGGCUACCCAACACUGAAAAUCUUUUCUAGAGCUGAUUUUGUUAGUGAUUACAAUGGACCUAGAGAAGCUGCAGGCAUUGCUAAGUACAUGAAGGCACAAGUUGGUCCAGCAUCCAAAGAAUUAACUGGAGAAAGUUGUUUGAAAUCAUUCUUGGAAUCUGAUGAAGUAGGUGUUGUUGGUUUCUUUGAAGAAAAGAGUUCAUCAUUGGCAACAUCUUUCCAUGCUGUUUCUAAGAAGCUUAAAGAAAAAGUCAGAUUUGCUCAUACAACCUCUAAGUCACUUUUAGAAAAGGAGGGACACAAAAAUACCAUUGUUCUGUAUAGACCAAAAGUAUUGCAAAACAAAUUUGAAGCAAGCACUGUGAAAUAUGAAGAGUCUGUGGGUGAUAUUGAAGAAUUCAUUAAUAAAAAUUACUUUGGUAUCGCCGGUGUUCGUACGCGUGACAAUGUUGCAGAAUUCAAAAAUCCAUUGGUUGUUGCGUACUAUGCCGUGGAUUACGUCAAGAAUCCUAAGGGUACAAAUUAUUGGCGCAACAGAAUUAUCAAAGUUGCUAAAGAUUUUCCCAAUUUGAACUUUGCCAUUUCUUCCAAGGAUGACUUCCUACAUGAGUUGAACGAUUUUGGAAUUGACUUUGUUAAGGGCGACAAGCCUGUUGUUCUGGCAAAGAAUGCCAAGAAUCAGAAGUUCGUUAUGCAAGAUGAAUUUUCGGUCGAUGCAUUCGAAAAGUUCUUGAAGGAUUUGGAAGCAGAUUCUCUGGAAGCUUAUCUGAAAUCUGAGGCAAUUCCUGAAGAUAACACUGGAAAUGUUAAGGUCGCAGUAGCCCGAAACUUCGAUGAUAUUGUUACAAACAACGGCAAAGAUACAUUGAUCGAAUUUUAUGCUCCUUGGUGCGGUCACUGCAAGAAAUUGGCACCUGUUUACGAUGAAUUGGGCGAUAAACUUGCAGAUGAAGACGUUGAGAUCGUGAAAUGCGAUGCCACCGCAAAGGACUCCAAGAACAGUCCUGUAAAAUACGAAGGUGGCAGAAAACUCGACGACUUCAUCAAGUAUAUUGCCAAGCACGCGACUAACGAGCUUAAAGGAUUUGAUCGCAAGGGCAAGCCUGUGAAGCCGAAGAGCGAUGAAUUGUAAAUUUUCCUCAUAUCCGAUACGGGAUUGUUUACUACAUUUUUUAUAAUAUGUCUCAGCAGCAAAACCUGGAGUGAAAUUUUUCUUGUGUGACUUAUGAGUGUGACGAAAGUGAGGUAACAUUAAAAAUGUAAAGGCUAAAAAAUUUUUCUAGUACCAGAGACAAUUGAACGAAAGAAAUAGAAUACCUUCAAUAACGCGUACUGCAUUUAUUUUACAGAGCAUUUGGAAGCAAAGUGAAGUAUAAUUAGGAUAGGAUUGUCUAUAUGUAUUAUGUAACUUUAUAAUAAUGUAUAUCAUGUAAAACCAAUGCAGAACUGAUUUAGAAUUAUCAUGUCAAAGUUUUCCA
Molecule: messenger RNA, 1872 nt
Organism: Habropoda laboriosa
Lineage: Eukaryota; Metazoa; Arthropoda; Insecta; Hymenoptera; Apidae
Gene: ERp60
Product: protein disulfide-isomerase A3
Exons: 5
Coding region: 111-1526 (471 amino acids)
Biological process (GO): response to endoplasmic reticulum stress; protein folding
Cellular component (GO): endoplasmic reticulum
Molecular function (GO): protein disulfide isomerase activity
Source: RefSeq, a predicted model, not a curated record